Messenger RNA from Clonostachys rhizophaga, 1566 nucleotides. The record is from the annotation of a GenBank genome assembly. NCBI's taxonomy places the organism in Eukaryota, Fungi, Ascomycota, Sordariomycetes, Hypocreales, Bionectriaceae.
AUGGCCCUCUUGACGAUACUCGGCCUAGUUCUAGCCCUCUCUUUUACUUUCAUUGCCGGCAAAGUCAUCUAUGCCCUGUUCCUUUCGCCGUACAGGAACAUUCCAGGGCCGAGGCUAUGCAAAAUCACCCGCUACUGGGCUAUCUAUCAAGACUUGCGGCUGCGUCGGAUUAGCAAGAUUCACGAGUGGCACUGCAAGUAUGGCGACGUCGUUCUCAUCGCCCCGGGCGAGGUCUCCUUUUCCAGCCCGGCGCCCACAAGGGACAUUUACGGCUGCUCCGGGCGUCAUCCCAAGAGCAGCUACUUUGACAACUUAACAAUGUACGGCCAACGGCCCAUCUUUUGCGUCCGCGGUGUUGGUGAGCACCGGCAGAUGUGCAAGCGGACGUUUGCCUUCUACCAGCCCUCGUCCAUCUACAAGCCGGCAACCUUGCAGCCGCUACGCACCAAUGUAUCCAAGAUCGUCAGCCGGCUCAAGAGAGACAUGGAGGCGCGCUUGACGGUCGAUGCCAUGUUUUACUGCAACCUGUACUCGUUUGACAACAUCACACGCCUGGCAUAUGGGCCCGAUCUCAGUGCCCACUCGAUCGACGACGAGAACUGCGAAGAGCGAACGAUAUUAGCGGGCUGGAAAGAAGUCGAGGUCUGGAACAACCUCGCAUACAUCGUGCCCACCGUCCACAGGAUCACCCGGGCCGUCCUGUCCCAUACCAGAGGCGACCCGGCUUUCCUGUCCGCCGAGGAGAGGCUGGCCGACUGGAACAUGGAAAAUAUCAUGGCCAGCCAGCGUGACCCGGGCAAGAUCGUGCCCGGCUCCCUCCUCCACCAGCUGAGCCACGCCAAGACGCCCCAAGGCGAACCUUACCCCGUGUCGUGGAUCGCGGCCGAGAUGCUGGACAAUAUCCACGCCGCGCAGACGACGGUGGCCCUCGCCUUGACCUUUUUGCUCUGGGACCUGGCUCGCAGCCCCGAGUGGCAGGACCGGGUCCGCACUGAGCUUCUCUCGCUGCCCAUCAGCGAGGACGACGGCUUGCCCACCUUUGAUGGCAUCAUGGCUUGUCCCAUUCUAGAUGCCUGCUUUCGAGAGUCCGGCCGCCUCCAUCCUUUAUCGAGCGGCAGGGCAGAGAGGGUUGUACCUGCUACAAAGGCAUAUAGCGGCAUCAUCCUUCCAGCCGGAACCCUUGUGUCCACAUCGACACUCUCCAUUCACCACAGACCAGACGUCUUUCCCGAUCCACACAUAUUCAAACCCGACCGCUGGCUCGAGGCUGACGGGGCAGCUCUACAGGCCAUGGAGUCGUGCUACAUGCCGUUUGGCUACGGCGCGCGCCUCUGCCUAGGGAAAGCCUUUGCGGUCGCCGAGAUCAAGCAGCUCGUCGCAGGCAUCCUCCUCGGGUUCAGCGUGCGGCGGGAUCCGCAGUCCAAGACAACAACAGACUGGACCAUGGAGCAGCUCGGGACGCAGAACGCCAUGCCGCGAGGCCGGCGGUGCGAUCUGGGCUUUCACAAGCUGGCAGAGAGGGAGUGGACGGGUAUGGACGGCACACAAGUUGGGCGUGCCGUCUGA